AUGGAAGCUAAUGAGAAGAAAAAAAUGGAGUGCCUGGAUGACAAUGCAGCAUGGAGUUUGUUCAAAGAGAAAGCCGGUAAAGAACUCAUUGCAUCUGAUAAACAAAUCCAACAUCAUGCAGAGGAUAUCACAAAGAAAUGCGCUGGACUUCCGCUUGCUCUUGUCACCGUAGGCAAAGCGAUGUCGACUAAGAAGACACCUGGAGAAUGGGAGUAUGUUGCCACCAUGAUGAGGAAGUCCAAAUAUCAGAACAUUCCAGGUAUGAAGGAAUCAAACUUCUUUCCUAUUUUAAAGAUCAGUUAUGACAGUUUGGAGAGUGAUUAUUUAAGGCAGUGCUUCUUGUAUUGUUCUUUAUGGGGUGAGGAUGAGCAAAUACCUACAGAUGAGCUCAUAGAGUGUUGGAUGGGGCAUGGCUUAUUAGAUGAUUAUGAUGAACUUAAUGAAGCUUACAUCAAGGGUGAGACUAUUAUUGGAAUUCUUAAAGAAGCAUGUUUACUCGAAUCAGGAGUGCAACAGGGGGUUUUUGACCGUAGUGAAUUAAGAAGCAAUUUGAAGGUCCAUGAUUUGAUCCGAGAUCUUGCAUUGUGGAUAAUUUCAGGUUGUCAGGAAAAUAAUGUAGGAUGGUUAGUGAGACCUCAUAGUAACUUAGAAAGGUUACCUGAAGAUCUCAAUGGCAGGGAAGUGAUCUCUUUGGCAUAUAACAGAAUAGGAUCACUGCAUGAAUCUCCUAAUUUCCAUAAGCUCAGAACAUUUAUACUCCAAGGAAAUAAAGAACUCUGCCAUAUUUCUUCAAGCUUCUUUGUGACAAUGCACUGGCUCAAAUAUUUGGAUCUAUCCAGAACCUGUGUUACCUCUUUGCCGGAAGAGAUAGGUAUGUUGCAUGAGUUGCAAUAUCUCAAUUUGUCAUUCUCAUCUCUCAUUUCUUUACCUUCGGCUCUGGGUGAUUUGAAUAAGUUGAAGUAUCAAUAUUGUGGUGGAGCAAAAGAACUAAAUGCUAUUCCUCAAGAUCUCGUAGCAAGGCUAAAAAAUUUGAAUGUAUUGGAUUUAUAUUCAACUGGCAUCUUUUUCUUCGAAGGAGCAUUUCUUGAUGACUUGCUAAGCUUAAGCAAUUUGAAAGGAGUGGGGUUCAACAUAGACGGCCUUUCUGCAUUGGAAAAGCUCUUAUAUGUUCCUAAGCAAAGAGUACGAUUGAUAGACUCUGAUGAAUGUUUAACUUCAAUCAGCAUAUCGCCAUCCCUACUUGGAAGCAACAGCGAGUUACACCUUCAAGAACUCAAUAUCUUCUUCAUUACUGAAUUGAAGGAGUUGGUCAUGACAUCAGAGGAUAAAACUUCUUGGUGCCUUUCUCACCUAAAAAGCUUUUAUUUGAUUUUUCUCCCUAAUCUAAGGGACGUCAUUUGGGAAGAUCUAGAACCAAGUUAUUUUCUCCCCAAGCUCGCUUAUAUGGAAAUCUUUGAAUGCGGCAGCUUGACUAGCUUGUGUUGGGUUGCUCAGCUACCAUCUCUUCAGAUUCUUAAGAUAGCCAGAUGUCGUAAACUGAGGAGUAUUAUAGCUGGUGAUCGGCAUACAAUGAUUGAGGAGGGCACUGCUUUCCGAAGCCUCAAGACAUUGGCUCUUGAUGAUUUGCCAAAUCUAGAAUCCAUCUAUGAGGAGGGAAUACUAUCUUUCCCUUCCAUUGAAGUGAUUACUAUGUUCAAUUGUUGGAACUUGAGAAACCUCCCACUUGGACUUCACAGUGCUAAGAAUCUUGUUUACAUAAGAGUCUUACCACCAAACUUGUGGGAUGACAUGGAUUGGGAGUUCAAGCAUCACUUCUCCAGUUUUGUUUUAUGA
Dioscorea cayenensis subsp. rotundata (Guinea yam) is the source of this 1833-nucleotide messenger RNA. RefSeq names its product disease resistance protein RPS2-like. Bases 1 to 1833 code for a protein of 610 amino acids. The transcript has a single exon. The record is from RefSeq and is a predicted model, not a curated record. Gene Ontology annotation, molecular function: ADP binding; protein binding. Lineage: Eukaryota; Viridiplantae; Streptophyta; Magnoliopsida; Dioscoreales; Dioscoreaceae.